Messenger RNA from Mizuhopecten yessoensis (Yesso scallop), 6007 nucleotides. Its product is annotated as mucin-5AC-like. NCBI's taxonomy places the organism in Eukaryota, Metazoa, Mollusca, Bivalvia, Pectinida, Pectinidae. The transcript is spliced from 8 exons. Bases 1148 to 3874 code for a protein of 908 amino acids. The record is from RefSeq and is a predicted model, not a curated record.
UAUUGUGAAGCUCUUUUCAGUAAUAAGUUUACCCUAUCGAUAAGACUUUGACGCACUGCCGAACGUUAUUCGGGUCAGCCGAUGACAGACAGCUAUUGGCAUGAGAAACGGAGUGUGUAUUUUCGGUUUACUGUUUUGUUUCCGGAUCAAACAUUGACUUUAAAUGUCCCUUCUGUAUAGGAUGGUGUGCAAUCAAAGAACUGGGCAUUUAAGUUAAUAGAAAUGCCCCGCUGUGACUUACAACUUCAUUGCAAUUGCCGUGGCGGAAUAAAUAUGGACUUUUACAUAGUUCGUUGACUCGAGAUAAACAGAACAAUUUCGAUUUGUAACUUGAAAGGAUAUUACACCCAUCUCCCGCAUGUGAUAUGCGACCUUAACCAGCUUCCCUAUUGGAACAGGUCAUCGUUGGAUUUCACGGUAAACGCCUAAAUGCUUGCUAGAAAUCCAUGGACAACAGAUUUUAAAACAGCUUGACCAAUUCGUGUGUGUCUGAAAUAUUAAGAAACAGAAGUUUUAAAGAGUGAUUGAUCAAUACAUGCAUGUCUGGAAUCGAAUGUUACAAAGUAAUCUGAACAACUUGACCAAAUCAUCUGUGUCCGAAAUCUAUAAAUAGAAGAGAUUAUGUUAAAACCAAUCGACCAGUUUUUGAUGUGGAAUAACUGACCGUUGGAUAUUCUUCUUUUAAGGACUAGUGUGGAUUUUGUUAUACAUCCAGCCAUAGGUGGCUACAACAUUUCAGUGUUCCAGGUAGUUCUUGAAUGUGUUUAUAUAUAUUUUGUGUAAUUCUAUGUUGAAGAGUAAUAUCCAUCCGAUAAUCGUGUGAAAUUAGUCUUAACAGAGAGAUGUCAUAUCAUCACUAUGCAAAUAUACGCGAAGGAUUUUACUUUAUUUGAAUUUGUUUUGAUAUUUUUUCACGGAUGAGUCGAAAUUUGAUGUACAUAUAAUGAAAUUUGCUAUACUCUAGGUACUACUUGGGCCAAAACUGCCUCAAAACGUUACAGGUGUCAUUGAGUCCCCUACAGUGACAGAGGUAAACUGUUUGGUUGCUGAUGGUCAAACUCUAUUGUGUCUGUGUUGUGUGUGUGUACUUCAUAUGAAGUAUUAGAAUCGUUACUUCAAAGAGGUCGCGUGACAAAAUUAUGUUAAAAUGGCGAAAGGAGGAGGAGAGAAAGCAUAUUUUGUUGGAACGAUAAAAAAGACAAAUGAACCAAGUCGAAGUUUGGCUCGUGAGACAACCAAAGCGUCAAUUACUUACGUCACCGAGCAGACGAUAAAAGCUGGGGAAAGGGAAGAGGAGGGAUCACCUUCCGGCGGUAGUAAAAAAGUACGUUUCAUUGAAACACAAAAUAAUAAAGAACAAGCGUCUAAAUAUCCAGAUAGCACAUCAACAACAUUACAGACAGAAACUACGUCCGGAGCGAAGGGGUCAAAUUCGAGAACUGGUCCGAGAAAUACAGCGAAUGAAACACCGCAAAAGUCUCUUAGGACCGACUCAAGAUUCAGCAAAAAUGGGUCUCCAACAAAAUCCAUAGGAACUCCGUCUCGUGCUAGCUUAGCAUCGAGUAGAUUAAGUUCCAAUGGGACAGCCAAUGCAUCCGGAGGUGUUCCUCAAAGUCCCGGAAGUCAACAAACUGAAACUGGAAGUCAAUUUAAGUUUAAUGCCAGUGCGGAUGUUACUCCGGAUUUGCAUUCUUUAAUUUCUCCACCUGGUAAGACAACCGGAAAUAGUUUACCAUCAGCGGCGUCAAGCAGUAAAAGAAGUGAUGACUUCCGGUUCCAUGCCGGAUAUGAGGACGAUUUCGAAAAAGAGGAUGAAAACCCAAAAGGAGCGAAAGGCGGAAAAUUUGCUGCAACUCCGACUGAACAGAUAACCAGUGGAAGUGCUAAGUCAUCUGUCAAACAUCGUAUCGACUCCACGCCGUCCCUGCCUCCUGCCAAACAAAAUGGACUGGUCACGUCAAAUGACGCUGACCAUAACAGUAAGCCACAGAGUCCAGAAAAGUCGAAGAGGUCAACGGCAGAUGUAAAAACACAAUCUAUACCGAACAUCGGACAGAAAAACACCGAUGACACUCUCGCAACCCGCCAGCCACCUACCUCACCCUCUAAAAGCAAGAGGGAAGACCACCUCCCAUCUUCACCCUCUAAAACAAAACGGGAUGAAAAACCACCUCCCUCACCCUCCAAAGUCAAGAGAGAUGGCAUUCCUCCUUCCUCUCCUUCUAAGGAAACCCAUGCUUCUGUAGAACAAAGCAAGUCUGGCAAACCCACCAGCUCAAAAAGUAAUGCUGCCACGGUGAUAUCCCAGUCAAAUAAAGAGAACACCAAACCACCACAGGAGUCGACACAACCGACGUUGGUAAAGGAAAAUGUUCAAAAACACAAUGGGAAAUUUGUAGCUACUUAUACCCGAACUCGAACAGAAAAAACAACAGACAACCGUAAAACUGAAAAUAACAAGGAAAGAAUGGCUUUUUCACCACAAUCAAGGACAACUGAGGAUACAGCCACGGAUAGUAACGCGACAAAGGACAGUGCGUACCAGUGGCAUGCGCCUGCACGGAAGUACGAAAUACCGCGUAACAAUCGGCCGGUGAAACCUAAGGCAGUGACUAUAAACUCGGACACAGAAUCUUCACGGACUAACGGAAGUAGUGGCAAACCGCCAGUGUUCAAACUUAAGUUACAUAAAAAGCCAAUGUAUUCGAGAGACAAAAAAGCAAAGGAAAAAGAAGUAGUUCUAACUCCAAGAACACAGAAAUCAUCAGUAGACUCUUCUAGGCCAAAGUCGUUUCAUUUAGAAAGGGAUAAAUCUAUUUAUAGAACAAAUACUCAUUUGUGGGAGGAGGAAAGAGGUCAACUUACUUACCAACCAUCAACGAAUACGCAAACGGAUGUUAUGAUGGCCUAUACUGGUGAACCGAACACCAGAGAGGCUUUGAAAAGUGCUUGCAAGCAGGGAAAACCAAAGGAAUUCACUAAAGCAUUUACGGUGUUCGCUGUGAGGUCAAAACAACCGCCGUGGCAUGAGAGUGAAUACGUAUUAAAUCGACGAGAGGCUAAAAUUUACCAAGGCAUCAAACAAGUAUACGACAAACCAACAGGAAAGAAAGCUAGACAGCGAGACUUCAUGAAGAAGCUAGAACAGUUCCAGGUUGCAAUGGCCAAACAUCAGCUUAGCGAGAUGCAACAAAAGGAGACGAAAAAAUAUACGGACAAGGCUAGACAAGCAAAUCAACUAAAGGAAUUACGGCAACGUUUCGAAGACGAGGCUUGGCAUCGUUUCCACACACAAUAUGUAACGUCACGAGUUCUUGAGCACGAAAAAAUGAAUCGCUUCCAGUAUGGUCUUCCGGAGGAACCAGACGGUGAACCGGAGUUCGCAGUGAAACUUAAAAGGAAGAAGAAGAAUCCACAAAGUGUUUUAAAUGGAAAGCAGUUGAGCAGAACUAAUCAAAAGAGAUAUUCUGACAUGUUUGAUGUGAACACUGGGCCGAAUUGGAACACAAACGACAAAGAGCCAAAGAUGGAGGGAAUCGACACUGUCGUAUUAGACGUGAAAGAUGAAGAGGGAAACACAAAGGAGAAGAAAAAAUUCGUAAAGGACGUAAUCCAGGAGGCCCAGAAGGAGCUUCAGAUGGCGCCUGGCAAAGGUAAAAAUACGGGAGUAACACCAAGGAGUCCCGUAGUGGAGGAUGCACCCACCGUUAAAACUAGCCAAAGAGCAAAAACGCCGGACUUUUACGCAGAGGAAAGUGAAAGCGAUGAUGAUGAUGACGAUAUGUCUGACAUCUUCGAGAGAGCGAGGAAGAAGUAUAACUUAGAAGUGGACGAGGAGGCAGAUACUGUUAGUCGUGCUAGUCGCGUGCGGUGAACGGAUGCUUGGACAACUCUGAUACACAUUGAAUAUGUUGGAGACACUUAAAUCACCAAAUAUUCGCGCAUAUUUAUUCUCCUGAUUGCGAUUAAAACGUCCAUAUUUGGGGGCAUUUAAAUUCGCGAAUGGAACAUCAAAAUGGUAUCCCUUAUCUAAAUACCUCGAAAAAUAUGGGAUAUAAUUUAUAGCUCUAUGUGGGUAAAACAUGAAUAUCAUCUAUAGCUGUAAAUGGGAAAAUACACGUGUCAUACCCGUUGUUAAAUGAAGCCAGGAUAGAUACGAUAUUCCUGGGAAAAUAAGCCCGAAAAAACUAUUAAUUUCGUUGUUGAAAUAACAUUUGUCGAAAUAUAAUAUCCCUUGUUUAAAUAAACCUUGAUACAAAGGUUAUUCAUUUUUUGAAAGGAACCUAGAUAAUUACUAUAUCCAUGUUUUCAAUAGCUCUGGAUACUAUGAAACCCUGGUAUCAACAUAAAGUGAGCUUGGAUAAAUAUGAUAAUUAUUGUUUAAGUAUGCAUUGCGAUAUACUUGCCUUUAAUCACAAAUUGAGGCAAAAAUACAUAUUCUCCGAAAUAAAGUGAUUUAUAAGGUAUACUUAAAUGGAAAAGUUCUUUAUUUCGAGGAAAAUAAAUAUUUGAUUUGUUAAUUAGAAUUGUCCAGCUAUUACAAAAAUAUUACAGAAGCAACUUAAACGUGUUUCAAUAAAAAGUCCUUUUACCGAACCGCAUGAUCCAUAUUAUUUCGCAUGAGAAAGUUUUCGUAUAGCACAUGUAAACUGUCGAGUUACUGCCCUUUGAAAGCAUCCCUUGACCAGAAUACCGCGACACUAAUAGGUGAGAAGAUUGUUCUACCAUGUUUGCUGUCACGGGGAAUUUGAGACAUGCUCUGUUUUGUACGGUCCUCAACGUAUUACGAGUAAACAAAACCGUUAUCUGUCCAGUUAUAUAAUUAAAUCAUGUACUACAGUCAAUAUAAUAUCUUUGUAAUUAUAACUCCGUCCAUAUCGUAUAGAUAGUUGUGCAAAGGUGGGAGGGACAUAACUCUUGUGGCCUUGCUUGGUAUACUUAUGAGUUUUCAAAAUGUCUGUGAUAUAAUAUUAACUAGUGCUUCAUUAUGAGAAUGAAAGAGAUUACAAAUGAAUGAGAGAUGUACAUGUAUGUGUGUAAAAGAAACAUUUAGUAUUAUUUAUUUGAAUUUAGGAUAAAAUUUAUUUUGGAAUCGUUCUAUAAAUUUGCACGGUUUUAACGGUCAGUGGUAUUUUCAAAUUUCUACUUCACUUUGCACCUAUGCAUUCCUGCACAAUGAACAUGAAUACGAUUAUUACUUUAUAAAAAUGAGUUCAUGUCCAAUCACCUGUUUAAUUUACGAAUAGCCGAGAUUCUAACCAUUGCUCAAGAUAUGUUUCUUCACACAUUAGACCCUGCCUUUGUGAAACGGUUGGCGACCAAGGUUACAUGUAAUACUCUAAAUCAAUAUUGCUGAGAUGUAAUUUUUGAAAUGUUAAUUUAUUUCACAACACUUUGAAUAAAAUCGACUAAAUGAAAUAAAUAAAAUAGCAAAAGUAUUAAUCAAAAUCACAAUCGGGCAUUUUCGAAGUACCUCAGGUGUAUAACAUAUCGUAAAUGUGUCCUGAUGAAGCCGCACGUUUAAUGAGCAUGCUGUGUAUAUGAUUCACUGUCUUUAAACAAAUAAAGAGGUGUCAAUUUAGUCACAAUCGUGCAGUAUUUGGGCACUAUUAUGUUUAUUUAUUCUGAUUCGAGAGUAUGACGAAAUCCAAAGAAUAAGACUUCUUAGUUCCAUAGACUCUUGCAUGGUUCGAAACAAUAUGUUACACAUCGUUCCCCAAUAAGCGAUCAAUAUUAUGAAGGAAUUGGCCUUUCGGAUAUCUCGGCUAUUUACACGAAAUAUAAAAUGAUGUUAAAGCACUUUACAGCACUCAAAGAUGUUGUUCCCAAUUACCUUUAAAGUUUAAUACUGUAUCCGUUUAUUUACAUAACAAAUAUAAACUGUUUUUAAUUUACCACGAUGGACGGUUCCGUACAUGCCGUGGUCUGAUAAUUGCAUUAAGUUUUAGAAGUUGAUAUUCCGUAAAAUUGUUACUUCUGUAUAUCAUUAAAUUAUCACUGAUCUGAA